AAAAGAGACUUCAUGCAGCGGUAUGAGAAAGCCAUCGAACCAUUUACGAAAGGGCGAGGGAUCAGAUGGGAGAUACAGGUUGCGGAAAUGGACAGGGAUUUAUGGAAUGAGAACGGCAUGAGCCCUCCACCGGGCGGUUCGGAUGGAGAAUUACUUUGGCGGAAGCUAGACAGAGCUAUCCCAUAUCCUGCCGAGCACUUGGAGCUGAGUUAG
Molecule: messenger RNA, 213 nt
Organism: Guyanagaster necrorhizus
Lineage: Eukaryota; Fungi; Basidiomycota; Agaricomycetes; Agaricales; Physalacriaceae
Exons: 2
Source: RefSeq, a predicted model, not a curated record